Carassius carassius (crucian carp) is the source of this 660-nucleotide messenger RNA. Its product is annotated as rho-related GTP-binding protein RhoQ-like. The record is from RefSeq and is a predicted model, not a curated record. Gene Ontology annotation, molecular function: GTP binding; GTPase activity. Bases 52 to 660 code for a protein of 202 amino acids. The transcript has a single exon. Gene Ontology annotation, biological process: cortical actin cytoskeleton organization; small GTPase-mediated signal transduction. Lineage: Eukaryota; Metazoa; Chordata; Actinopteri; Cypriniformes; Cyprinidae.
GAUAUAUCUCUAGCAGCUGAAGAUGGUGAAUUCAAGUGUUUUAUUAUUGUCAUGGCAAACGGAACCGGCAGCAUCAUGUUGAAAUGUGUGGUCGUCGGCGACGGCACCGUUGGAAAAACUUGUCUGCUGAUGAGCUACGCCAACAACGCCUUUCCUGAGGAAUACGUGUCCACUGUCUUUGAUCAUUAUGCAGUGAGUGUGAGGGUUGGGGGAAAACAGUACUUUCUAGGACUGUAUGACACUGCGGGCCAGGUGGACUAUGAUCGCCUGCGACCCCUGUCCUACCCUAUGACAGAUGUCUUCCUCAUUUGCUUCUCCGUGGUGAAUCCAGCCAGCUUCCAGAACGUGAGAGAGGAGUGGGACCCUGAGCUGCAGAAGUAUGCACCUAACGUCCCUUACUUGCUCAUUGGUACUCAGAUUGACCUGCGGGAUGAUCCCAAGACUAUUGCCAAGCUGAACGAUGUGAAGGAAAAGCCCAUUGUGACAGAACAGGGCCAGAAGCUAGCCAAGGAGAUUGGUGCCUGCUGUUAUGUUGAAUGCUCAGCACUGACACAGAAAGGCCUGAAGACUGUGUUUGAUGAGGCCAUUAUAGCCAUUCUGGCUCCUAAGUUCUGGCUACUGUAUUUCUGUGUCUGGCUUAUUAAGCACAAGUUCAUUUAA